Molecule: messenger RNA, 2721 nt
Organism: Kazachstania africana CBS 2517
Lineage: Eukaryota; Fungi; Ascomycota; Saccharomycetes; Saccharomycetales; Saccharomycetaceae
Gene: PWP2
Product: snoRNA-binding rRNA-processing protein PWP2
Exons: 1
Coding region: 1-2721 (906 amino acids)
Biological process (GO): maturation of SSU-rRNA from tricistronic rRNA transcript (SSU-rRNA, 5.8S rRNA, LSU-rRNA); ribosomal small subunit assembly
Cellular component (GO): small-subunit processome; Pwp2p-containing subcomplex of 90S preribosome
Molecular function (GO): protein binding
Source: RefSeq, a predicted model, not a curated record
AUGAAAUCCGAUUUUAAGUUUUCGAAUCUUUUAGGUACCGUUUACAGGCAAGGAAAUAUUGUCUUUUCCAAUGAUGGAAAACAGUUACUUUCACCAGUAGGAAACAGAGUUUCCGUGUUUGAUCUAAUCAAUAACAAGUCUUUUACAUUUGAAUAUGAGCACAGAAAGAACAUUGCUGCCAUAGAUCUCAAUAGACAAGGCACUUUGAUGCUAUCUAUAGAUGACGAUGGUCGUGCAAUUUUAGUUAAUUUCAAGUCUAGAAACGUUAUGCAUCAUUUCAACUUCAAAGAAAAGUGUUAUCAAGUGAAAUUUAGUCCAGAUGGUAAAUUAUUUGCUCUGGCCACUGGUAGAUUCCUACAAAUUUGGAAAACUCCGGAUGUUACUCAAGAUAGACAGUUUGCUCCAUUCGUUCGUUAUAGAGUUCAUGCAGGCCAUUUCCAAGAUAUCACUUCGUUGACGUGGUCUCAGGAUUCUAGGUUCAUAAUCAGUACUUCUAAGGACUUGACAGCCAAAAUAUGGUCUGUAUUUUCAGAGGAAAAAGAUUUGGCAGCGACAACUUUCGCUGGUCACAGAGAUUAUGUUAUGGGAGCAUUCUUCAGUAAAGACCAGGAAAAGAUAUACACAGUAAGUAAAGACGGUGCAGUGUUUAUAUGGGAGUUUACAGCGAAGGAAACCGAAGAAGAGGAAGAAGAUAGUGAUGAAGAGAUCGACAUUUCAAAAUAUAGCUGGAGAAUUUCACAAAAGCAUUUUUUCUAUGCCAAUCAAGCCAAAGUUAAGUGUGUCACAUUUCACCCAGCGUCAAGUUUAUUAGUUGUUGGUUUCACCACUGGUGAAUUCCGUCUUUAUGAAUUACCAAGUUUCACCCUAAUUCAACAAUUGUCAAUGGGUCAAAAUCCUAUCAAUAGCGUCUCCAUAAAUGAAUCAGGUGAAUGGUUGGCCUUUGGUUCAAGCAAACUUGGUCAAUUAUUGGUUUAUGAAUGGCAAUCAGAAUCUUAUAUUCUAAAACAACAGGGACAUUUUGAUUCAACUAAUAGUUUGACAUACUCUCCAGAUGGCUCCCGUGUAGUUACUGCUGCAGAAGAUGGUAAAAUAAAAGUAUGGGAUGUCGUUUCAGGAUUCUGUUUGGCAACUUUUGAAGAACAUACAUCUUCGGUCACUCAAGUUCAAUUUGCUAAGAAGGGUCAGGUCUUGUUUUCCGCCUCUCUAGAUGGUACUGUCAGGGCUUGGGAUUUAAUCAGAUAUCGUAAUUUUAGAGUAUUCACUGCAGCCGAGAGAAUUCAGUUUAAUUCCUUGGCUGUUGAUCCAUCAGGCGAAGUUGUUUGCGCAGGUUCUGUUGACAGUUUUGAUAUUCAUGUUUGGUCCGUUCAAACUGGUCAACUUUUAGACACUUUAGCUGGCCAUGAAGGCCCUAUUUCAUGCCUCGCAUUCAGUCAAGAAAACAGUAUAUUGGCAUCUGCAUCCUGGGAUAAAACAAUCAGAAUUUGGUCUAUCUUUGGCAGGUCACAACAAGUUGAGCCUAUAGAAGUUUAUUCAGAUGUUGUAGCUUUAACUAUUAGACCUGAUGGUAAACAUGUCGCAGUGUCCACUUUAAGGGGUCAAAUAACUAUGUUUGAUAUUGAAAGUGGUCAACAAAUAGGUAAUAUUGAUUGUAGAAAGGAUAUUAUCUCAGGUAGACAUUUAGAAGAUAGAUUUACAUCCAAAACUUCCGAAAGAUCAAAGUUUUUUACUACAAUUCAUUACAGUUUUGAUGGUAUGGCUAUUGUCGCCGGUGGUAACAAUAAUUCUAUCUGUUUAUAUGAUAUUCCAAAUGAAGUUCUCUUGAGAAGGUUCAUGGUUUCUAAAAAUAUGACAUUGAAUGGUACUUUAGAGUUCCUUAACAGUGGUAAAAUGACUGAAGCUGGAUCUCUGGAUCUGAUAGAUACAGAUGGUGAAAAUUCUGAUUUGGAAGAUCGUAUAGAUAAUUCUUUACCUGGUUCAAGACGUGGUGGUGACUUAUCUACAAGAAGAGUAAGAGCAGAAAUUAGGGUUACUUCAGUACAAUUUUCUCCAACUGCAACUGCAUUUGCAGCUGCCUCCACAGAAGGUCUUUUAAUAUAUUCUGUUAAUGAUUCCUUACUUUUCGAUCCGUUCGAUUUGGAUAUGGAUGUGACUCCAGAAGCAACGUUGGAGGCCUUACAAGAAAAAGAAUACCUAAAUGCUUUUGUUAUGGCAUUCAGAUUAAAUGAACAGUAUUUGAUAAAUAGAAUAUACGAGGCUAUACCCGUUUCUGAAAUUGCUUUAGUCAGUAACAAUUUACCUGUUGUUUAUCUGAAUAGGAUUUUACUUUUCAUUGGAGGCCUCGCUAUGGAAUCCCAACAUCUUGAAUUCAAUUUAAUAUGGGUCAAAAGCUUACUCUCCUCACAUGGUAGUUAUAUCAAUGCUCAUAAGCACACAUUCAGCAGUGCCAUAAGAUCGCUCCAAAGAUUCAUAGGUAGAGUAGCCAAAGACAUGGUGACAAUCAACACUGAUAAUAAAUAUGCAUAUCAAUUCCUGACUUCCACUGAUGGAACUGUCGCUCAAGAAAUAGCGGAAAUGGACCAACAAGAAGAUGACGCAUCAGUGAGCGAAGAAGAUAUGGGUUCAGCAUCUGAUGAUGAAGAAGGCUGGGAAGGAUUCAACGAGAAGAGCAACAAGCUGCCUUUAGAAGAAGACAACGAAAGCUCGGAUGAAGAGCUGAUCUAA